AUGCAAAUUCUGAAUGCAAGAACAAAAAACCUUUUUUUUUUAUACGGAAAUGGUUACCAAAAUGAAGAAAAAGUAAAAGCAGUUGCAACCAUGUUACAAAAUAAAAAUACCGAUUUUAAAAUAUUAAAUUAUUCUAAUAUUAUGACUUGUGUGAAUCUUUUUAUUAAAAGUCGUGUAGAAUGGUCACCUUGUUACAAUAUUAUUUUUUAUUACUCUGGUAAAAUUCAAUAUGGAGAUGAUGAAACUAUUUCACUAUGCUCUGUUGAUAAAACAAGUUCUUUAGAUGAUAUUUAUUUGAAUAUAAAAGCAGAACUUGCUGAUAAAAAUAAUGAUGAACAAUUAUCAGAAACUAAAUUAAAACUAAUAUUUAUCAUUGAUUCAUAUGAUGGUUCAUUAAAAGAGGAUGAUAAUUUAAGAUAUAAAAUUACCCUUAACUAUCUUAAGAAUGGUUCAAAACUACCAAAAUGUUCAUAUCCAUAUGGCGUAAUGACACUUCCAAGACCAUUUAAUAAUGUAUCAAUAAGAGAUUCUAUUGAAAAUAAUCAUUUAAAAUUAUCUCCAUUCACAAAUUUUUUAAUAAAUAGAAUUAAUAGUAUUGAAUUUGGUAGUAGAAUAAUUUUUAAUACUGCAAACAUUUUAGCAUCAGAAUUUUGGUCCGAGUUUAUAGAAAGUUGUACAAAUUCUGACCCCAGUUUUCUUAUAAAGGUUGGUGAAGAAUUUAUAGAUAUUCAUGAUAGAAAUGACUCAGAACUUAAUGAAAUAAUAAAUCAAUCAAUCAAAAACAGAGAGUUUAAAAUAUUAUCAAGCGGAAACGAUCCAAUGAUUAAAAAUUAUCGUUAUCUUCAGUCUUUACCAUUAGCGAAUUCAUUUAAAAAUUUUUAG
Molecule: messenger RNA, 882 nt
Organism: Dictyostelium purpureum
Lineage: Eukaryota; Evosea; Eumycetozoa; Dictyosteliales; Dictyosteliaceae
Exons: 6
Coding region: 1-882 (293 amino acids)
Source: RefSeq, a predicted model, not a curated record